CACCCAAACUUCUUUGCUGGAGUGCAGGUCGUUGUCAGCUAUCGUCAGUCAUGGCUGUCUCAAAGCAGGUGCUGGUUUUUUGUUGGAUUUCACUUGUUUUGAUGCCACUUGUUACUUGUGAGGUUGGAAAAGAGGAAAACGGACAACAGCAAAAUGGUUAUGUCAGGGAAGUUCAGGAGGAUGUCAAUAGGGGAAUGGAAUGUAAGAUUAAUGAAGAGUUUCUGUCAUGGGCUCAGGCUAAUACGAGCUGUGAAAAUCGAGGGGGACAUCUUCUGAGAGACAAGAAGGAGAUUAUGGAGUGCUUACAGAGCCUGUCCACAGGAUCUGGACCGUUGUGGGUCGGUCAGGGUUGGAUGAAUAAUAACUCCAUGAGUGACUCUGAGUGGACAAAACAUGCUUCAGAUACCCCGGUUAAAAGUAAUGGCUAUGAAGGCAGUAAUCCAGAUCACCUUGAUUGCACCUACAUGGUCACAAAUCCAUUUCAGCUGGUGGCCACACCCUGCAGCAUGAGCUUACGUUCCAUCUGCAUUCUAGAUAUGAACACACAUGUGAAUCCAAAUGAAGCAAAGAAAAGGAGCCGCAGAAGUAUCGUGGAUACAUUAAACACCCUGUCAACUGUAGUAGAUACUGUCAUGCUGUUGGAGAACACCAAAAAUAUACUGAAGGAUUUGGAGACAACGACAGACAUCAUGUCAGGGGAUAACAGGAGGAGAUACCUGCAAAGUAUAUUAGAUCACGUAACAAAGGUCACCCCUACUCAAAACCAGAUUGAUGAAAUUAUCAACAGCACUUCAGCCAUGCUUCUAUACUCGCAAGAAUGUGCCUCUAAUGACAUGAAUGAUCUCGAGAAACUCAUUACUCUUGCCGGUCGCAUAUACACCAAGGUUCUGUUCAAUGCAGGGAACGUUGCCAAGGAUCUUCCAACAGGCACCAUUGUUGUCAACAGCUAUGACUCCAAAAACCUGGGCGGAAAGGCAGUUAGCUCAAAGCGUGGGACAUCAUGCAAGUUGCCUCUUACUGCGUUGAAUAAUUUACUGCCUGCUGGGAAUGUCAGUGUUCAGCUCUUCGAGUUUAAUGAGAAUCCAAUGAUGGACAUGUCGAACGAAAGCAUCACGGGAACGACCUGCAGCUUUUCUCUGUCGAGUCCAGACUCUGCAGUUAAACUCAGCAAUCUUACACAGGACAUUGAGAUAUUUCUGCCUCGUCCUGAUGCUGUGGUGCCCAAAGUCGUGGAUAUAACCUGGAAGAAAAUGUAUGCUGUCACCACAUCGUUCAACAUCACAGACACAAAUGUGACUGUGAUUGUCACAGCAAUACCGAUUAAAAACGCAACUCUCAAGGUGAACCUGUUCCCACCCCUAGACCGAAACUCCAGCAACAUAAGUGCUAUUGUAACCUUAAAAGAUGGUUACCGUUGGCUGAUCACCCCAGAGAUGAGGAAGGAUGGUUAUGGGAUGUGGAAGGUGGCAAUUGAACCAAUUAAUUACACGGAAAGUGACACACUGGCCAUGAAAGUCUCUGUUUUUGUUACCAAGUGUGUGUUUUGGGACACAGAUCUUGGAGAUUGGAGUAGAGAGGGCUGCAAGGUUGGCUCCCUUUCAACACCAAAAUUAACUCACUGUUUGUGCAACCACACAACAUUUUUUGGGAGCUCCUUCUUUGUGAUGCCAAACCAGGUUGAUUUGUCCCAGACCGCAGCUCUCUUUGCCACAGUCAAUGAGAACUACAUUGUGGUGGUUUUGCUCAGCUGCUUCUUUGCUCUCUUCCUUAUGGUUUUAAUGUGGGCCUGGUAUGCCGACCGCAGAGCUCUCCGAACGCGGAAGAUGACUCUUUUGGAAGACAACCAUCCAUGUGCACAAUACAACUACCUUAUAAACGUGCAGACAGGCCACAGGAGAAAGGCAGGAACCACUGCAAAGGUUAUGUUGACACUCCAGUUCGCAGAAGGGCCGAGUGAAACAUACAAUCUGUCUGACCCUGAGAAACCAAUGUUUGAAAGAGGAGGGGUGGAUGUGUUCCUGCUGAGCAUUCCCUUCUCUCUCGGAGAGCUGCAGAGCAUUGAUAUAUCACAUGACAACUCUGGUGGGAACCCUGAUUGGUAUCUGGACAGAGUCACAAUGCAGAAUUUACAAACUCAGGAGGUCACACACUUCCUGUGCCGCACCUGGCUGAGAGGAGACAUGUGCAAGAGGACCUUCAACUCUGCCAUGAACAAUGAAAUUGCAAGCUUUGGCAAUAUCUUCCAGACCCGAACAUCCUCUGGCUUCCGGGACGAGCACAUCUGGGUGUCGAUAGUCGACCCCCCUCGGCGCAGUCCGUUCACGCGCGUUCAGAGAGUGUCCUGCUGUAUGUCUCUGCUGCUCUGCACCAUGGCCAUUAAUAUCAUGUUCUGGAACCUUCCCACUGAUGUAGAGUCUCCUGUCAUACUGAAGAUAGGCUCUUUCAAGCUGACCUGGCAGGAGCUCAUGGUAGCGAUCGAGAGCGGCCUUUUCAUGUUCCCCAUCAACAUCCUCAUCAUUACAAUCUUCCGUCACAUCAAGCCCCGCAUCCUCCUUAAAGAGAAGAUCUCCAAGAGUACAACUCCAGCUGCUGUGGUGUCCAUGAACACUAUAAUUAAGGAAACCAUCGAGCUGUUGACUCACCUCAGUAAAAGCCCCAAAAACAUGCUGGCCAUCAAAGAGAUUAGACCGGAGACGAGUGGAGAUCUUUUCUGGGCUCUGAAUAAAGUGCAUGACGUCAUCGAGAUUAUGCAAGUUGAAACCGUUGGCGACUCUCACUGGUCUUACUGCAGUCGUUUUGUGUUCAACUCACUGAGCCACCUCGCUCGUCUCCUGGAGCAUGUGGGAGAAAAGGGCUUUUUCCUCAACGAAGAGCUUCGGCAGGCACGUGGAACAGUGGCGAUUCUGCUGAAGAAGGCGGAGAUAGCGUCUCUCAGACACACUCCUGAAAGCACUCCAGUUGUGCAGGUCCAGAAGAAGAAGCAGGGCUGGUGGUUGCCGUGGUGGUUCCUGUUUGUUGGUUGGUUCCUACUCUUUGCUAUGAGCGGGCUCUCCACUUUCUUCACUCUGCUGUAUGGUUUCCAGUACGGCAGGGAUUCGUCCAUACAGUGGGUGAUCACCCUCACACUGUCUCUCGUACAGAGCAUCUUCAUCUUGCAACCUCUUAAGGUGAUCCUCGUGGCAAUCUUCUUCGCUAUGAUCCUGAGGCCAGUAGCCGUGGAGGACAACGAGGAAGUGGAGCUACUCCUGCAGGAGCAAAAGGAAAAAUGUGAGGAAUACUGCGGAAGAGCAACAUCCUGAUUACAUAUCAUCCGAUUCAACAAACUGGAAAGGAAGACCUUUAUUUGAGACGUCGCCAUUUACCAAAGUCACGCGGGCCGGUUGUUAUCUAGAUGUUGGUGUUGGGAACAGUGGGUGGGCCGAUUUCACACAUAUGUGAAUUCUUGGUUUCUCACUGUGUCUUGCAGUUUAAGAUCAAUUUCAAAAUCUGUGUAAUUGUACAAAACUUUGUAUGUAGCUAAAUAUAUUGUCUAAGUGAUUUACUCUAUACUGUUCCUAUAACAGAGGCCUGUGUUUAACAUGCUCAUCAGGUUUGUCUUUAUUUAGUCAUUUGGUAAGAAAAACUGAUGCAAUCACAAAAAACGGCUCACUUUAAUACUAUGAAUAUUAUGGCAAUACUUGUAAAAAAAAAAACAACCCAAAAUAUUAUUUUUAAAAUGUUAAUGGAGCUAUAUUUUAGUGGUCAAUAUCAUUCUUGACACAAUAUUUCAUGUUUAAAUUAUUAGCAGAUUCUCAUUGUUCUCCAGUUUUUAUCUGCUUGCUAUAUGCUACCCUUGUGUGUCUGCUGUAAUGAUGAAGCUAAUUAGCAUAAUCUCACUCUGUGAGGCUACUAAACGUGGUAAAAGUUUUGAAUGUUGCAUUUAGGAAACUUGUUUCUUUUCCAGCUAUGUAUCAUAUCAGGAACUAUAUAACAUGCUAGAUAAAACCCUGUAUAUUCACUAUUGUACUUUCAAUAAUUCCCUUAAAUGCACAAAAUGUAUUGAAGCAUACCUUAAAUAAAUAACCCUUAUUUAAAAGGCCCUCCAGUGCUUCAGUCGAAAUAUACUCGGCAUUCAAUGGCAUUCCAGUCAUUA
Molecule: messenger RNA, 4132 nt
Organism: Xyrauchen texanus (razorback sucker)
Lineage: Eukaryota; Metazoa; Chordata; Actinopteri; Cypriniformes; Catostomidae
Gene: pkd1l3
Product: polycystic kidney disease 1-like 3
Exons: 21
Coding region: 51-3299 (1082 amino acids)
Biological process (GO): detection of mechanical stimulus
Cellular component (GO): membrane
Molecular function (GO): protein binding; calcium channel activity
Source: RefSeq, a predicted model, not a curated record